AAACGUGAAAGCAUCAGAUUGAGCAUGGCAAUUCAAGGCUCUCUACUAUUUGUCCUGGUGGUCCUGGUCAACUCGUUGGCUUGGACUGAGUUUGCUUUAGCUAGUGGAGUGUCAACUUCUUUUAAUCGUAGCAGUUUUCCUGAUGGUUUUUUAUUUGGAGCAUCCUCAGCUGCCUACCAAUAUGAAGGCGCAGCAAAAGAAGGAGGGAAAGGCCCAAGCAUAUGGGAUAAAUUCGUUCACACAUAUCCAGAUAAAAUAACCGACCGCAGCAAUGGGGAUGUAGCCGACGAUUUUUAUUAUCGUUACAAGGAAGAUGUGCAAUUGAUGAAGUUUAUGGGGUUGGAUGCUUUCAGAUUCUCUAUCUGCUGGCCCAGAGUACUGCCUACUGGGAAGCUGAGUGGAGGAGUGAACACGGAAGGUGUGGCCUUCUAUAACAAUCUCAUCAACGAGCUACUAGCAAAUGGUAUACAACCCUUGGUGACAAUCUUUCACUGGGAUCUUCCCCAACCUCUACAUGAGGAGUAUGGUGGCUUUUUAAGCCCUCGGGUUCUGGAUGACUUUCUUGAUUUCGCUGAACUUUGCUUCAAAGAAUUUGGUGACAGAGUAAAGCAUUGGCUCACCAUGAAUGAACCAUGGAUUUUCACCUCCGGUGGCUAUGAUACAGGCGCCUCCGCACCUGGACGAUGUUCUUCUUGGAUGAACAACGACUGCCCUGCCGGUAACUCCGCGACUGAGCCUUAUAUUGUUGGCCACAAUUUGCUCCUUUGUCAUGCAUCAACAGUCAAACUGUACAAGCAGAAAUACCAGGCCAAGCAAAAGGGCCAGAUAGGGAUAACACUAGUGUCUCAUUGGUUUGUGCCCUACUCGAGGUCCAAAAUUAACCAUAUGGCAGCCCGACGAGCCCUUGAUUUUAUGUAUGGAUGGUUUCUUCACCCGGUAACUUAUGGUGAUUAUCCACCUAUAAUGCGGAGGCUAGUUGGAAAACGAUUACCAAAGUUCACUGCCGAGCAAUCUGCAAUGGUCAAAGGCUCCAUGGAUUUUCUUGGAAUCAAUUACUACACUGCAAAUUUUGCUGCUAAUGUUCCUUUUGCUAAUACUAUUAAUGUCAGUGCCACAGCUGAUAAUCUUGCUAAUCUUACAACGGACCGAAAUGGAAUACCAAUUGGUGACCCGACUGGUGUUAGCACUUUUUUCGUAUAUCCACAAGGACUCCAUGAUCUUCUGGUCUAUACAAAAGAAAAAUACAACAAUCCAACUAUUUUCAUUACAGAAAAUGGUAUGGGUGAUUAUAACAAUAGUACAGCUAAGGAAGGCAUCAAGGAUUAUCAGAGGAUAGAUUUCUACUACCGCCAUCUUUUGGCCGUUAAAAAAGCCAUUGAGGAGGGUGUCAAAAUUAAGGGCUAUUUUGCAUGGACAUUUCUUGACACUUUCGAAUGGGGCUCAGGAUACACUUUAAGGUUCGGUCUCAACUAUGUAGAUUUCAAAGAUGGACUGAAAAGAUACCCUAAGUACUCAGCCCUUUCGAUCAAAAAAUUCCUCAAGAAAAAUUAAGAUUUGUCUAAGCUAGAGAGUGCUUUGGUUUGGUUUUCGACUCAGUUUGGAUCAAAUAAGUGGAAGAUCAACAUAUGUAUUUGAUACAUAUGGUUAGAGCUUCUGAUUUAGAAUGGAAUGUGUGGCCUGUUUCGCUUUUGGAUUUGAUAUUUAUGAAUUGUAAUGUGCUCUAAGUUUAAUCUAAUUAUUUGCUCUUGGAAUAAAAAUAAAAAAAUCUUCAUUACUAAAUAAAAUACUCGUAAUUAGUUUCAUUAA
Cornus florida is the source of this 1806-nucleotide messenger RNA. Its product is annotated as beta-glucosidase 12-like. Gene Ontology annotation, molecular function: beta-glucosidase activity. Bases 25 to 1551 code for a protein of 508 amino acids. The record is from RefSeq and is a predicted model, not a curated record. The transcript has 13 exons. Gene Ontology annotation, biological process: carbohydrate metabolic process. Lineage: Eukaryota; Viridiplantae; Streptophyta; Magnoliopsida; Cornales; Cornaceae.